Blepharisma stoltei is the source of this 3317-nucleotide messenger RNA. Lineage: Eukaryota; Ciliophora; Heterotrichea; Heterotrichida; Blepharismidae. The record is from the annotation of a GenBank genome assembly.
AUGCUGCUUCCUAUUAAAUUUGUAAAUUCCAAUGACUGCUUUGUAGCAUUACCUUUUCAACCUCGCUCAAAUGUCCUUAAAAUUACGAUAGCAGAGAACUCAGUUUAUGUUGGCUGGGCUGGAAAACAAUCAUCUCAAAAUAUUGAAAUAAAUGCAAUUUUUGCGAAAUCUAUAGGAAUCACUGAAGAAAGCUAUGUAGCAAUUGAAGAAGUAGAAGGCAAACAAAUUACUAUUGUUGAAGUGCAGCCUCUUGACGAAGAUUCAUGAGAACUUAUCAGCUCUAAUGCUGGAUAUUUAGAAGAAAAUCUUUUAAGUCAAAUAAAGGUAUUACAGAGUGGGAUGAUUUUUCCUGUGUGGAUAAGAAACUGCUAUGUUUGGCUUAGGGCGAUGGAAAUUACUGGAGGUUAUGGAUUUGUAGGAAGAGAUGCAGAAAUUUCUGUAAAGCCUUUCCCUAGGGUGCAAAGGGAUAGCUUGAUGAAUAUUAGGGCUGCCCCAGGAGAGUUUGAUAUGAUAUGCAAUGAAUUUCCAGAAAAUACUUUAAUUGCCUGCAAAAGAGAAAAUCAGCUCAUUCUUGGGAUAAAUCGGAAUGGGAAUGUGAGGGAUGGACACAUUAAAUGUAUGGCUUUAGAAGAAUUUUCGAAAUACAAGGCAAAACAAGUCCUGCCUUUUAAGGAGAAUGUGAAAUGUGUUAUUAAUAUAUUUAGUUUGGAAGUUAAAACAGCGAAUUUUCAGUUUGAGAUUGAAGGAAAUCAAGAAAUUAUUGAAAAGAUUUUGAAUGAGGCUGGAAAUUUAGUGCUAUAUCAUGGCAUGAGUAUAAAUAAAGAUAAUUGCUACUUGAAGGCAAAAGCUAUUGAUACAACAAUUAAUUUACAAGAAUGACAGCCUUUUAUUGUCCUUCAAUCAAAUGAUUUACAAAUAUUGAGCACUUUUAAAUAUAAAGAAUUCACUGAUGCUAGGAAAAUAGAAAAGGAAGUUAUCUCUACAGACAGCAUAGAGAAAAGUCUUAACAGCUUGAUUAAUAAUGAAAUUUUGCCAUAUUUUGACAAUGGGAUACCAGAUAGUGCAGCUUUGGUCAAAGGUGCAAGCGGAGUCGGCAAAUCUUUUUACUGCCAACUAUUAAAAAAGAAAUUAAAUGAUUUUUAUAUUGCAACUAUAAUUCUUCACGCAAGAACUUUUAUUCUUAUUUCCUUAAAUGACCAUAUUUUAAAAUAAGAUUAUAUUUAUUAUCCCCUUUAUUAUAAACUAUACAAAAAGAGACUUAUCAUUUUUAAAAGAAAUAGUAGAUGGAGUGAAUAAAGCUGCUGAGAAAUCUCCAACUGUUUUAAUUAUUGACGACUUAGAAGAAAUCUGUGGAAAAAUAGAAGACACACCUCUAGAAGUGACUGUAGAUUUAAAAAUAAUGUAUUCCAGAUGUGCAAUGUUUUUGUCAUCAAUGUUAGAAAUUUUAAAACCGAAGAAAAAAAUAAAAUUUAUUUUCACCUGCAACAAUGAAAAUUCUAUCCACAAAAUAUUGACGUCAUCAACACAUACGACAGCCCAAAUAUCAAUACCUUCCCUUUCAUUUUCAGAUAUUACACAAGUGCUGGGAUAUUUGCUUCCUCCUGAUAUAACUGCUCAUGGAGAAAUUGCAAGUAAAAUGAAGUCAUACCAAAUCGGAGAUAUUUUCUCAUUUUGCAAAUCAGCAAAAUUAAAGUUAAAAGCACUAGGGGUUGAAAUAACAAAAGAAUCAAUUUUGGCUGAAAUUGAAAAUUUCGUGCCGCAAGCUCUUACAAGUGCUCCUGUUAUAAAGGAGUCUACGAAGUGGGAUGAUAUUGGAGGCAUGUAUAAUGCUAAACGAGUACUAUUGGAAACUCUGCAAUUUCCGAUUAAAUUUAGGAUUUUAUUCCAAAACUAUGAGCUGAAGCAGCAAACUGGAAUUUUAUUAUACGGACCUCCUGGCUGUGGGAAAACACAUUUAGUUUCAGCGCUGCCAAGUGUAUGUGAUCUGAGCUUUAUUUCAGUAAAAGGACCAGAACUUUUAAAUAAAUAUAUUGGGGCUUCAGAGCAAUCUGUACGAGAAGUUUUUGAAAGAGCCAAAAGGGCAGCUCCAUGUAUUUUAUUUUUUGAUGAAUUUGAAUCAAUAGCUCCGAAAAGAGGAAGUGGAAGCCAAACAGGAGUCACAGACAGAGUUGUCAAUCAAUUUUUAUGUGAAUUAGAUGGAGUAGAAGCCAAAGAGGGAGUUUACGUUAUUGCAGCUUCAAGUCGGCCUGAAAUGAUUGAUGUCGCACUUUUAAGGCCUGGAAGACUUGAUUUCAAGAUUUAUUGUGGCUUCCCAAAUACACAAGAAAGGGCUGAAAUUUUUAAUAAAAUGCUUAGCAGGCUUGGAUAUCACUUAUGCCUCCUUAAAGGGUGAGCAAAAAGAUUUUGUUCGCCCAAGAAGAGGGUUAAUCUAUUUUAAAAAAUAUAUAUAAUUUUUUAAAAUGAAAUUCAAUAGAAUUAGCAAAAGAUUAAUGACAUUGCGAAUUAAAAAUUUAUUUAGAGGUCGUAAGAGCAUUUUAUUGACAAGUCAAAGCUAACCGCGUUAGGUCUUAAAGCCGUUAUUACCCUUGCUGGGGUGACAAGUUGGCUUAUCUUCACUUUCUCGCCCGUUUGUCUUCGUAAGAGCACCCGCCUUUAAUGCGAUUAUGCCAAUUGGCUUGCAUCUCACCUCAGAUAAUACCUCUCUGCCGAUUUUGAAUCACCCAGAGACUCAGAUAGCCUACAUGCCCAGUGUUUGUCUCACACGGCUUGAUGCUGGUCCAUCUCGCCAGCCAUCAUAUCCAAGGAAGCAAGGUCUGCUGACCCGAUGUUAGAGCUGGCUUGAGCAAAAGCAUCACCUGGAGAACAAAAUUAAUUUAAUAAAAGGCAUUUAUUGGUCAGUCUACCGCCAUUUCUGUGGUAAUAAUUUUUUUAUUUUUUUAUAAUAAAUAUCGCUUAUAUAUCAAAUAUUUUUUUAUAAAAAGAUUCUUGUUCGUUCAGAGAGUUUUUUUUACUCAAAAAUAGGGAUGCUUCCAAUGAUUUUGCUCGCUUGCGAAGGGAGGGGAGGGAUAGAUACCCAUCAAACCUCAGAAAUUUCUGAAGGCUUCACUGGUGCAGAUAUCCAAAGUGUUAUCAAUAAUAUACAAAUUAAACUUGCCCAUCAAGAAAUUGAAUCCAUUGAUACUUUUGUUUUAGAACAAGAAGUCCUAGGUUUCCAAAAAUCCAUUAAUGAUCAGAAAAGGAAAAAAUAUGAAGCACAAUACAAUAAAUUCAGUGCAGGGAAAAUUGAGCAUGUGGGUGAAAAAUUGACACUAUUUUAG